Molecule: messenger RNA, 1764 nt
Organism: Chaetomium globosum CBS 148.51
Lineage: Eukaryota; Fungi; Ascomycota; Sordariomycetes; Sordariales; Chaetomiaceae
Exons: 1
Coding region: 1-1764 (587 amino acids)
Biological process (GO): DNA repair; regulation of DNA repair; DNA-templated DNA replication
Cellular component (GO): nucleus
Molecular function (GO): enzyme activator activity; DNA binding; ATP binding
Source: RefSeq, a predicted model, not a curated record
AUGGUGGUCUGCCCCAUCUGCGACCGGGGCGUCAAGGCCACCGAAAUCAAUAGCCACAUCGACUCAGGCUGCCAGACAUUCCUCCUCGACGAUUCAAAGGAGCCGACCGCUUCCCCUCCGACGACAAGCGCGCAGAGCAACUCGCAGAACAACACUCAGAGCAACACUCAAAGCCAACCACCGAGCUCGACACAGAAAAAGCGGUCCGCUUCGACCUUCUUCCAGACCCCCGCCGCGAAGCGACAGCUCACGGCCGCGAGAGCGGCUACAAUCCAGAGCAAUGGCAAUGCUGGGCCGAAAGCCGGUACCAAGCGGAGCUAUGAUGAUGGACCGGGAUACACCAGCUCCCCGACAGAUACAAGAAACGGUGAUGGUGGGGAGGGGCCCGCGGCACCGGUAACCGACCCACGGCAGGCCGACGGCACAGGCGGGUCGGGCGCACCCUUAGCGAAACGGUCUAAGAACGCCCGCACCGCGCCUCUCGCCGAGCGCAUGCGACCGGACACACUCGAUCAUGUUUUUGGGCAGGACCUAGUCGGGCCGAACGGGGUGCUGCGUUCGCUGAUCGAGUCGGACCGCGUGCCCAGCAUGAUCCUCUGGGGCGGGUCGGGUACCGGGAAGACAACCAUCGCGCGGUGUAUCGCGCGCCGCGUGGGGUGUCGCUUUAUUGAACUCAAUGCCACGAGCACUGGGGUGGCUGAGUGCAAGAAGCUGUUUGCCGAGGCUGCGAACGAGCUGGGCCUGACUGGGCGGAGGACCAUCAUCUUUUGCGACGAGAUCCACAGGUUCAACAAGGGGCAACAGGAUGUCUUUCUGAAGCCGGUAGAGGCGGGGACCAUCACUCUAAUAGGCGCGACUACAGAAAACCCCAGCUUCCGAGUCCAAGCAGCGCUCCUCAGCCGGUGCCGAACCUUCACCCUCCAGUCCCUCACCGAAGACGACAUCCAACACAUCCUCCUCCGCGCCCUUCAACAAGAAGUCGAGCAAGAAGGCCUCGAGCUAUCCCCGCUCAUCGACCAAGAACUCCUCCGCUACCUCUCCUCCUUCGCCGACGGUGACGCCCGCACCGCCCUCAACCUCCUCGAACUCGCCCUCUCCCUCACCAACCGCCCCCCUUCCUCAGACUCAGAACCCGUCACCAAAGAAUCCAUCAAAGCGGCCCUCACCAAAACCCUCGUCUACGACCGCGCCGGCGACCAGCACUACGACACCAUCUCAGCCUUCCACAAAUCCGUGCGCGGCUCCGACGCCGACGCCGCCCUCUACUACCUCGCGCGCAUGCUCCAAUCCGGCGAAGACCCGCUCUUCAUCGCGCGGCGCAUGGUGGUCAUCGCGUCCGAAGACGUCGGCCUCGCCGACAGCACCCUGCUCCCGCUCGCGACUGCCGCCUACACGGCCACGCAGCAGAUCGGCAUGCCCGAGGCGCGCAUCCCGCUCGCCCACUGCGCCGUCGCGCUGUGUCUGGCGCCCAAGAGCACCCGCGCCUACAGGGGCCUGAAUAAUGCCCUGUCGGCGCUGCAGGAGCCGGGCGUGGCCGCCCUGCCCGUGCCGCUGCAUUUGAGGAAUGCGCCAACCAGGUUGAUGCGCGAUAUGGGCUAUGGGGCCGAGUAUAAGUAUCCGCCGAAUUAUAGGGAUGGGAGGGUGCGCCAGGUGUAUUUGCCCGAUGGGUUGGUGGGGAGGCGGUUUUUGGAGGAGAGGGAUUUGGGGACGGAGGUGGAUCCCGAUGUUGAGAUGGACGAGGGGGAGGGGGAGGGGAGGGGGUGA